AUGGAAACGGUGAGGAUAAGUUUAGAAGCAAAGUCCUAUCUAAAGCUAAAGCUAAAGCUAGAGCAGGAUCGGCCACGUCGCAACUUCAAUCCCAGGAAGACCAAACGAUAUGGACGACAGACGUUCGAUCCAGGCUUUCUGGUCAAGUACAGCCCCAAGUGGAAAUACGCCCGUCUCUACAAUUUCCCAUAUCCCGGUGCUCACUGGCAGCCACGGAUGCGGACCAUGGUGAUUGCUGUCGACGGAGGAUCUCGUGGCAACAACCGCAACGACCCCAAAUCUCGAGCUGCUUACGGCGUCUACUUUGGACCAGACUGUCCACGCAACACCCAGGCUCUGUUGCCUCCGAGUGCACCGCAAACGAGUUCCCGUGCCGAGCUUGAAGCGGUCCGCAAGGCCCUCGAGAUUGUCCAGGAGAUGAAACGUGCCGGCGAACUCGAUGGCUGGCGUGAGAUCAUCAUCAAGCUGGACUCGGACUAUGUGGCCAAGAGCCUCGGUGAAUACAUCUGGACCUGGGAGAGGAAUGGCUUCAUGACCAGAAAGGGCACCCCUGUGGAGCAUGGUGACCUCAUCCGCGAGUUACAUGGCACUAUCACGCAGUUGGAGCGGGAGGGAGCGGUGCGAUUCUGGAGGAUUGGGCGUGAGUGGAACCGAGAAGCCGACGCGUUGGUGAACCAGGCCUUGGAUGACGUGUCUGAUAGCGGCUACGAAGACUCUUGA
Messenger RNA from Fonsecaea pedrosoi CBS 271.37, 720 nucleotides. RefSeq lists its product as uncharacterized. The coding region runs from base 1 to 720 and encodes 239 amino acids. Gene Ontology annotation, molecular function: RNA-DNA hybrid ribonuclease activity; nucleic acid binding. Lineage: Eukaryota; Fungi; Ascomycota; Eurotiomycetes; Chaetothyriales; Herpotrichiellaceae. Gene Ontology annotation, biological process: DNA replication, removal of RNA primer. The transcript has 2 exons. The record is from RefSeq and is a predicted model, not a curated record.